This is a messenger RNA of Penicillium salamii, 1212 nucleotides long. The record is from the annotation of a GenBank genome assembly. NCBI's taxonomy places the organism in Eukaryota, Fungi, Ascomycota, Eurotiomycetes, Eurotiales, Aspergillaceae.
AUGGUGGACGCCGACAUGGACCAGUUCGCACAAACUCGCGGCGGGGACGACCUAUUCGACGACGAGAUCAUUCCGGUCCCCGCAGAACAACAACACAAGCAGACCGAAGUUAUUGCCCGCGAACCGGAGCCUGAAGGACAGGAGGUACAUGUUUCUGAAGCUGUAACUACCGGAAAGACUACCUCGCGUGGAGACACUCCGCAGCGGGGCCGUGGCGGAGAAAGAGGCCGGGGGCGACGGAACCGGGGCAAAGGGGGACGUGGAGGUCGGGAACCAGACCAGAAGCCGCCCGCAAGAUCUUCGCGCAAGAAGAAAGAAGCAAGUGUGCCUGCUGCUGAUGCGCGCGAUGCCAGUCCCAAGCCCGAUGGGACUGAGGAAUCCAAAGAGCAGCUCCCCGUGGAGGAUGUCAACGGCGAAGAGGCGGCAAUUGGCGCCGAUGCUCAACGUGUGCCUGCUGUGCGAGGAGACCGAAGUGCCACUGGGGGUUUGAGAAAGCCCAAACUCACUGAAGAAGAACUAUCUAAGCGCAUAGCCGCUGCAAAGGAAAACGCCGUCAAGAAGGCUGCUGCCCAUGCUCGUGCUGAAGCAGACCAUGCAUCGUUCGUGGAGCGCGAGCAGGAAGCAGCUAAGAAACGUCGCGAGGAGCUCGCGCAUCGCCGCGUGAUGGAUAACGAACGCGAGCAGAAUAGACAACGCAAACUGAAGGCCCAGACGGGCCGUGAAUGGGACUCGCAAAAACGCGAGGAAGAUUAUAAUCCACGGGGCGGUGGUAGCCAAUUCCGACGUGGUAUGCAUGGUGGUGUUUCCGGCCAUGCACGACAGGACUUUGAAGGAAGCCGUGUGGAAGGCGCUGCUGAUAAUGCUGGGGGUCAGCGAGGCCGUGGACGGGGUGGACGAGGAGGACGAAGUCGGGGUUCACCACACGCUGCACCGGCCGAACGGUCCGCGAAUAGUAAGGGCUUGUCCGGCAGCAUGUGGGCGGAUAGCCCUGCUCAGCCGGUUGUGGAUGACAAGGAUGAAUUCCCUGCUCUCCCCGAAGGUCCGAAACAGGCUAACAGUAAGUCUGAGACUAAGCUCGACACCAAGAAUGACGCCAAGCUUGAAGUACAACCCGCGCCAGAACCGUCGAAGCCUCUGACAUCUUUGGAGAAACUUGACUCGACUUUCUCGCCUAUCACAGGUAGUUGGGCGGACCAGUUUGACGAUGAAUGA